Funneliformis geosporum is the source of this 936-nucleotide messenger RNA. NCBI's taxonomy places the organism in Eukaryota, Fungi, Glomeromycota, Glomeromycetes, Glomerales, Glomeraceae. The record is from the annotation of a GenBank genome assembly.
AUGCCUCAUUCAAACAAUUUAGAAUUAACAACUCGCUCUCCAUCAAUUAAAUUAAAAACUUUACGUGCAUUCAAUCUUUUAUCAAUCUUAUUGGCUUCCUUUUUAAAUACUUAUUUUAUAGUAUUUUCUCAUUCAAGUAAAGAGAUAUAUGAUGAUUAUCCUACUUUUUUUACCCCUUCAGCAACAUUUGUUGGAAUAUUUUGGAUUACCCUACAGAUUUUACAAAUCGUAUUCGCUGUUUUCGCUCAAUUAAGUAACAUUCAAUUUGUACAAGAAAUUGUAGAAAAUGCUGUUAGUUGGUGGUUUACAUUUAGUAAUUUGUUUCUAUGUGGUCAAUUAUAUUUCUUGAUUCGAAAAUUUUUCAUCCUUGCGGAACUUUUCGUUCUUUUGACUUUAAUUUCUACAUCUAUAGUUCAUCAUCGUCUCACGUUCAAUUAUCCACCAAAUCAUCUUCCAGAGUCCGUUGCAUCCAAGAUUAUUUCAUUCAUUCAUACCCCAUUUGCAAUGCUUUCAGCCUUUUCUUUAUUAAAUUUAUUUCAUAUUGGAUUUAUUGCUUUUGCUCAAGGUUAUGAAAAAAAAUAUGUCAUUAUCGCAAUCUUAUUAGCUUGUAUUAUGGCUAUUAUUGGAGUUGCUUGGAGCGUUACUGGUGCGUUUGGUAGAGGGAAAAGAGACGGUGUGUUUAAUGCUACAAUUGCUUGGGCCUUGCUUGGAAUUGCAGUGCAUCAACGCGAAACGAAAUAUCUAUCCAUUACUUGUUUGAUAUUGGCAAUUAUACAACUUCUAGUUAUUUUUAUUGUGUGGUACAGAUAUGGUGGAAGCUUUACUGCACUUAUUGGUUCAAGUCCAACUAGAAGAAGGGUCUCUUAUUCACAAAAUGAUCUUAGAGAACCUUUGUUAUCACCUCAGCGUGAUAGCAGUUUAGGUGAAGAGGCAUAA